Molecule: messenger RNA, 1941 nt
Organism: Rattus rattus (black rat)
Lineage: Eukaryota; Metazoa; Chordata; Mammalia; Rodentia; Muridae
Gene: Ikzf4
Product: IKAROS family zinc finger 4
Exons: 8
Coding region: 177-1937 (586 amino acids)
Biological process (GO): regulation of transcription by RNA polymerase II
Molecular function (GO): DNA-binding transcription factor activity; RNA polymerase II cis-regulatory region sequence-specific DNA binding
Source: RefSeq, a predicted model, not a curated record
CUCUCAGCACAUACACCCGGGGCUGAGCGGUUCUGCCGACUGCAGCCGUGGGCCCCUGCUCACCGUGCGGCUGCCACUGCCUGCGAAAUGACGGCUGUUCCCCUCACUUCCAGGAAUCCACGCUUCCUGGAAGGUGAGUGGCUGGGCUCACCCCUGCCUGCCACCGAGACGCAGACAUGCACACACCACCCGCACUCCCUCGCCGUUUCCAAGGCGGCGGCCGCGUUCGCACCCCAGGGUCUCACCGGCAAGGGAAGGAUAAUCUGGAGAGGGAGCUCUCAGGAGGGUGUGCUCCGGAUUUCUUGCCUCAGGCCCAGGACUCCAACCAUUUUAUAAUGGAAUCUUUAUUUUGUGAAAGUAGCGGGGACUCAUCUCUCGAGAAGGAGUUCCUUGGGGCCCCAGUGGGGCCCUCGGUGAGCACCCCAAACAGCCAGCACUCUUCACCCAGCCGCUCGCUCAGUGCCAACUCCAUCAAGGUGGAGAUGUACAGCGAUGAGGAGUCGAGCAGACUGCUGGGGCCGGAUGAACGGCUCCUGGAUAAGGAUGACAGUGUGAUUGUGGAGGACUCAUUGUCGGAGCCCUUGGGCUACUGCGAUGGAAGCGGACCAGAGCCUCACUCCCCUGGCGGCAUCCGGCUACCCAACGGCAAACUCAAGUGCGACGUCUGCGGCAUGGUCUGUAUUGGACCCAAUGUGCUCAUGGUACACAAGCGCAGCCACACUGGGGAAAGGCCCUUCCACUGCAAUCAGUGUGGUGCCUCCUUCACACAGAAGGGGAAUCUGCUGCGUCACAUCAAGCUGCACUCAGGGGAGAAGCCCUUCAAAUGUCCCUUCUGCAACUACGCCUGCCGCCGGCGUGACGCCCUCACUGGCCACCUCCGCACACACUCAGUCUCCUCUCCCACCGUGGGUAAACCCUACAAGUGCAACUACUGUGGCCGGAGCUACAAACAGCAAAGCACCCUCGAGGAGCACAAGGAGCGCUGCCACAACUACCUACAGAGUCUCAGCACCGAUGCCCAGACGUUGGCUGGCCAGCCAGGUGAUGAAAUCCGUGACCUGGAGAUGGUGCCUGACUCAAUGCUGCACCCAUCGACAGAGCGGCCAACUUUCAUCGACCGUUUGGCCAACAGCCUCACCAAACGCAAGCGCUCCACCCCACAGAAGUUUGUAGGAGAAAAGCAGAUGCGCUUCAGCCUCUCAGACCUUCCCUAUGAUGUGAACCCCAGCGGUGGCUAUGAAAAGGACGUGGAGCUGGUGGCACACCAUGGCCUGGAGCCUGGCUUCGGAGGGUCUCUAGCCUUUGUGGGUACCGAGCACCUUCGUCCCCUCCGCCUUCCGCCCACCAACUGCAUCUCAGAACUCACACCUGUCAUCAGUUCUGUGUACACCCAAAUGCAGCCCCUCCCCAGCCGACUGGAGCUUCCAGGGUCACGAGAAGCAGGUGAGGGACCCGAGGACCUGGGAGACGGAGGUCCCCUCCUUUAUCGAGCCCGAGGCUCUUUGACUGACCCCGGGGCAUCCCCCAGCAAUGGCUGCCAGGACUCCACAGAUACAGAGAGCAACCAUGAAGAUCGGAUUGGCGGGGUGGUAUCCCUCCCUCAGGGUCCCCCACCUCAACCUCCUCCCACCAUAGUGGUGGGCCGGCACAGUCCCGCCUAUGCCAAAGAGGACCCCAAACCACAAGAGGGGUUGUUGCGGGGCACCCCAGGCCCCUCCAAGGAAGUGCUUCGGGUGGUGAGUGAGAGCGGUGAGCCUGUGAAGGCCUUUAAGUGUGAACACUGCCGCAUCCUCUUUCUGGACCACGUCAUGUUCACCAUCCACAUGGGUUGCCAUGGCUUCAGAGACCCUUUCGAGUGUAACAUCUGUGGUUAUCACAGCCAGGAUCGGUAUGAGUUCUCUUCCCACAUCGUCCGGGGGGAACAUAAGGUGGGCUAGAAAC